This is a messenger RNA of Hippoglossus stenolepis (Pacific halibut), 3906 nucleotides long. It is a transcript of the gene b3gat2, whose product is annotated as beta-1,3-glucuronyltransferase 2 (glucuronosyltransferase S). The transcript has 4 exons. Gene Ontology annotation, biological process: chondroitin sulfate proteoglycan biosynthetic process; carbohydrate metabolic process. Lineage: Eukaryota; Metazoa; Chordata; Actinopteri; Pleuronectiformes; Pleuronectidae. The coding region runs from base 504 to 1418 and encodes 304 amino acids. Gene Ontology annotation, cellular component: Golgi membrane. The record is from RefSeq and is a predicted model, not a curated record. Gene Ontology annotation, molecular function: galactosylgalactosylxylosylprotein 3-beta-glucuronosyltransferase activity.
CUCUGCACCUGCUCCUCCCCUCCUCCCUUAUUAUCCUCGGAGUCAGAGCAGCGCUCCGUCCUCCUCGCCAAGUGAUGCUCCUCGGCGGGGCGGCGCACAUCGGCGGGUUGUCACCGCUCGCUGCACGGAGGACAACUCCGGCUUGUUUCGCCUCCUCGGGAAACACUCAGGAGCUGAAUGACGAGCGAACAUGGGGAUUUAAGUGAGGUUGUGUGAGAGUGCGCUGGAGGACGAGUGAGCUCAAGUCCCAUCCCAGAGAAGAGAGGGAGGAGGAGGAGGAGGAGGAGGACUAGGGGGAAACGGUCCCGUUGGGACGGGGACGCAGCGGAAGGUGCUGUGCUCCACAGAGUUUGUAAUGGACUCCGGGUGCUGCUCUGUGUUGUUUGGUUGUGCAGAAUAACAUCGGCGGGUUUUAAGGACGCGGUUGUUGGAGUUGGUCGCUCGUUGGGAUCUGUUUGUGAUGGAGUGAGUGAGAGAGGGCGCACGGGAACUUCAGCCUCGCCAUGAAAUCAGUGCUCUUCAGCCGCUUCUUCAUCCUUCUGCCCUGGGUCCUCAUUGUCAUCAUCAUGAUCGAUAUCGACAGCAAAAGGACGGUCCGGGCUCCAGCGGCCGCUCGGACCGGCAGGGCGCAGCGGGCGGCCCGGACCGGCGCGCCGGGGGUCGGUGUCACCCACAAUCAGACCGCGCUGCCGGUCAUCUACGCCAUCACUCCGACUUACACCCGUCCGGUGCAGAAAGCGGAGCUGACCCGGCUGGCACACGCCUUCCGCCAGGUGCCCCGGUUCCACUGGAUCGUGGUGGAGGACUCCACGGCGCGCACGGAGCUGGUGGCGCGCUUCCUGGCCCGGUGCGGCGUGCCGUUCACGCACCUGCAUGUGUUCACUCCCCGCAGGUUCAAGCGCGCCGGGAUGCCACGCGCCACCGAACAGAGGAAUGUGGCCCUCGCGUGGCUCCGGCAGCACCGGGGCCGCCGGGACUCCGGGGUGGUGUUCUUCGCGGAUGACGACAACACGUACAGCCUGGAGCUGUUCGAGGAGAUGCGAAGCACUCGAGGUGUGUCCGUUUGGCCUGUGGGAUUUGUGGGUGGCAGAGCUUACGAGCGCCCCCUGGUGUCCGGGGGCAAAGUGGUGGGCUGGUACACGGGCUGGAGACCGGACAGACCCUUCGCUACAGAUAUGGCAGGUUUUGCAGUGAACCUCCAGGUGAUCCUGGCGAACCCGCGGGCGCUGUUCAAGCGGCGUGGCUCCCAGCCCGGGAUGCAGGAGUCCGACUUCCUCAAGCAGAUCACCAAGGUCACCGAGUUGGAGCCCAAGGCCAACAACUGCACCAGGGUGCUGGUUUGGCACACACGCACAGAGAAGCCGCACCUCGCAAAUGAGCCCAAACAUCGAAAGGACACCGUGGUCAUCGAGGUGUGAGAGGACGGAGCUGAGCACAGGAUCCACGAGCAGGAGCUGUUUGUGGCUGCCCGUUACCUCUCGGCUGGACUAAAGACAGCCCCCUGCUUUGUCUCCUUAUCGGGUUCAUUCGAUCUGUUCACGACGGACACGGACUCGGAGGAGCUGCAUGACCCAAGACUUCUGGCUGUCUGUCAAACGUACUUUGUGAGAACCGGAGGCCACGGAAACCCGUUCCUUUUACAAACUGGGAGGACUUGGAUCGUUGAUUUUCUCCAUCUAUGACUUGCUGAUGAAAAGAAAACACUGACAUGAAUAUCUGUUUGAAUCAUGAAUACCUCAUUGUCAAGUUAGCUGUUUCACUGUGAUGUAGUCUCCAUAAACAAGGCUUGUGGUCCAGCAUAUGUUUGAUGACAGUGGUAAUGUUCUGCUGAUGUUUGUCAUAGUUAAAGGAGUGUUCAGCAUCAGGGGGAAUUCUGGAGCUUGCUUUGUUUCUGAGAGUGACAUGAGAAGGUUAGCAGUGGUUACCAUGAAGCUAGGUUAAAAGACAGGAAGCAGGGGAAACAGGAACACUGCACCGCUCGAGUUGAAACGCGACAAAAUCCAACCUACUGACACAAUUAGGGAGAUAUGACUUCAAAUCAAUAUCACCAUUAUGUCAAACUUUGACCUCGAUUAUGAUUAAUGAACGUAACGUUCUGGCUGUGACACGUUACGUCUCGAGUUGUGUGUGUGGCAUUUGAACUGCACUCCCAGGAGAAAGUUUGAAAUCUCUUUGGCUGCGUUUUAAUCCUGCCGAGUAGAAACUGAUUUGACUCUCACAACUGUUUGCUGAUUGGGUCUUUUUAGUCAUUCCUCAUCAUUGUGCUGAUUCGUGAGUGGUCACAUGAUAUGCGUUUUCAGGCUUGUUGGUAUUGACGGGUAUUAAACCUCAUACAGACCCACAAUACUCGUGUGGUCAGAGAACAGAACAUUUUCAUCCUGUUUGCAGCUGCAUAUGCAACAUGCACAAUCAUUAUUUUUCUUUUCACUCCCAGCAGAAAGAAAGUGAGCGUGUUUGCAAAAGUAUUAACUAUUACACUCCAACUCACACCUCCACACCUCUCUUACUGAGCCAUUUUGCUUUUUUACAUCAGCUUUUCAGUCUUUUCAUCACCUUCCAAAAGUUUCAGCUCCAGUCGUUCUGAAAGAACACCCCCAUCUCCAUGUCUGUUAAACAGAACCAGCUCUGGUCUUCUUGUUGACCUUACUUACAUGUCUCAAAGGUAAUGUGGUAAUGAUUUAUUGAUCCCUAAAUGCUACAUCAGUCUCCUUUAAAUCACCCUGAACUGAUCAUAUAUAAUGAACUGGAGCAACCUUCGCCCUCCUCUCAUCCUGUAUACAUGUGCAGGGUGUGAUCAGGUUUGGAAAUGGCACACGUGAAGUAACAAGAACCACCUCUCCUGACAAACUGCAAUCAAUAAUGUAGAGCGUGGAGGCCGACAACAAAGGAAACUGGCCUCACAGGAAAACCUCGGCAGAAGAAUAAAGAGGGAUAACUUGAGUAGAUGGGAUGUAAACAGCACAUCAGAUGUGCUUCUGGUUUCACAGCUCAAAUGUGCAAGGCACCAUUUCUUCAGUGUGCUUUAACAGCAGUGUUGCCAGCUGGAGUGCGGGACUCUGAACGUCUGUCACAUUCAAGCACUUCGCCAAAACAGUUCACACAGAGCCGAUACAGCCUGUCAGGGCCGGGGAGAUCUCUCUGUAUUUAGCAGAAUAACAGAGUCUAAAUCUGGUGUCUGUGGCAACGUUGCCGCACUGUGCAGUGGCCGCGAUGCCUUCUGCAUGAACCGGGGAGCAACCGUAACAAUGGAGAUGCAGUUGGCUACAGCAACUGUGACAGAACAAUGCAAGGAAGCCUUCAAGGAAAGUUUCUGAUGCUCUACAUAACAGGAGAGUCGGCGUUCAGAGGAAGGAUUAGCCUGAAAAAGAAAGUGAUGGACAUUGAGGACAAUCAUGGAUUUAAAAGUGGUGUGGCCGUUCCUCGUUGGCUGACUCAAGCUUUUAAAGCUCCUGGAUAGGUUAGCAUUAGGUAGCUAUUAUUUACACAGAAUUAUUGUCUUGGAACUACGGUCAUUUCUGUGUUCGACAGUGUCUGUGUCACUGCCAGAAGGGGGAGACUAAAGUUCCGCACUGCAGGUUUAAGUUUAGAGGGCACUGAACAUGUCUUCGUAUCUCAUGUACACACAGGAAAUAAAAAACAGGAUGAAAGCCAGGAUUCUACAGCCUUUAUUCCAAAUGACCCUCUUGUAAAACUUGGAACAGAAAUACAGGAGCAAACAAAAUCCCCCAAAAGAUAAAACAGUACUUUUACAGUUAAGAGUCAUUGGACAAAGACGAACACAGAAAAACUUUUCUUGCUAUUUAUUGUUUCAAUGCACGGAAACCACUUUUUUUUUUUCCUCUGUACUAGGCACCAGAAAAUGUAAACACAUUGGAAAUAAACCUGGAGGACAUUAGUUUUAUUAAA